Pseudopipra pipra is the source of this 1209-nucleotide messenger RNA. RefSeq names its product sperm microtubule inner protein 7 (gene SPMIP7). The record is from RefSeq and is a predicted model, not a curated record. NCBI's taxonomy places the organism in Eukaryota, Metazoa, Chordata, Aves, Passeriformes, Pipridae.
AUGGUUCGAACCCCUGGCCCGGUACCGCAUCACCCAGGAUGGUACCUGGGUUGUUUGUCUGGGCAAGAUGGGCAGCAGCAGGAGAAGGUGAUACAGGAGGAGGAGGAGCAGCCCAAGGAGAGGGAAGAGGCCCUGUGCCCCGCCAGGCCCUUCAGGGCACAUCGUUCCCGGCCGUGGACCUGCAGUGGGGAAGGCGGCGGUGGGGCUUUCCAAGCCGCAGUGCCAAGCUCUGCAUUUCUGGUGAAAGCGGGGAAGGGAGGAGGCUUUCACAUCCUCAAACCCCAGGGAAACAUCUGCUGCUGCUGGCGCCGCAGCGCCAUCCAAAAUCAUCCCGCCACUGAGAUAAAUUACUUAAUCCCAAUCCAUCGCCGCUCCAGGGGCAGCUCCUUUGAAACAGCCAGGCCUGUGUCAGCGCAGAGUGCACCCGGCCAGAGACAUAAGGAACUGGCCUUCUACUCCUGGCAGCCAACAAGUGCCUUUGAAAAGUCUGCCUUACCCGUUGAACCAGUUCACAAGAAUCACUAACAGCAUCCAAGAGUGUUAAGGAAGAUGUACAUGCCUGUUGUGAGGGGUCUUGAGAGCAAUCAUGGCUUUUCCAGCUUUGAAGAGAAAAACAGUAAUUCUUUCCCUAAAUUUUAUCUAUUCACCCCUCCCGUAGGGGUGAAUUACCCUUUAUUCCCACACCAGGAUGUUAUGCCCUUAAUAGAUCCCUGCUCAGGUUCUGUGAGUCCAAUAGCAGAUGCUGAACAGCAGCCCAGUGUUGGAAGAGCUAUUGAAUCCCUGGUAGACUACAGUGAUAUGAAACCUCACCUGGUCCCCACAGGAGGCCUCCAGGAGGAAACUAGCCAGAACAGAUACACUCCAACUAUCCCUGGAUACACUGGCAAGGUUCAUUGAUCAGCAACUCACCCGGGAAAUUCUAAUCUUCCAUCAACAACCCCAUCAGUAAUUGCACGAAUGCAUGGAUACAUAGCAAAACGUGGAGGCUUGUCUCAGUAUAAGCACCAAGGACUUUUUUCUCAAGUGUUUGCUCCAGUUGGUCCUCAGAAUUCUUUCAACAAGGCAGAACAAGAAACCUUUACAAUUUAGAAUGUGUCAGUCCUUUUCACCUGGGUAACUGAGAGCCUCAGUGACUGACAAUGGGAAGGAGGGAAAUGUGUGAAGAUGUGUGGACAUUUUAAAUACAGAACAAAAAUGAAAUAACAUAGA